AUGAAUAUCCUUACGAUAGAUGUAACAGAGGAUAUUGACUUUGAGGAUGACUCUUCUGAUGAAGACUAUGAACCUAGUUUAAAUUUUACUCUGAGACCGAACCUUGCCACUGACAACAUCCCAAUAGAGGAUACUGAUGAAUCAGAUUCUGAUAAUGAAAUUGAUCCCUCAGAUUCCAUUGAUUCCGAUUCCAUUGGAAAUAUUAGAAGAAUCGCAGGUGUAGAUGAGAUAGACCAACUUACAGAUGACAGACCUCUACUUGUGUACCAGCAAGCCCUGUUAGACCUGGCUAAUAUCCAAGUUAAUUCAAGUUGUCAGGUUAAAGGCUGCUGUGAAAAUAUCACUUUGUCAACUGUAACCGUUGCAUCAGCAAUAUAUAUUAAAUGGGUUUGUAAAAAUGGACAUCUUGCCCAGAAAUGGUGCUCCCAGCCCAUCUUGAACAGGAGACUGCACGGUGGGGAUUUAUUAAUAGCAUCAGCCAUUCUCCUGUCCGGCAAUAAUUUCCAAAAGAUUCUGACCAUGGCUAAGUUCUUGAAACUGACAAUUUUAAGCUCCUCCACAUUCCACAGGAUUCAGAUAACUUACCUGGUGCCGUCUAUAGAUAAAUUUUGGACGGAUCAACAGGAUGCUAUAAUAGACGAAUUCCGUGAUCAAGAUCUAAUUGUUCUAGGUGACGGUCGAAAAGACAGUCCUGGCCACAGUGCGCAGUACUGCUCCUAUACAUUUAUGGAGUAUAUAAGCAAGAAAAUUUUGUAUAUUAUCACACUAGACAAAAGGAGCACGGACAAGAAAAGCACAAACCUUGAAAAGGCCUGCUUUCAGAAAGGCAUGCGGUUUUUUAAAGAUGCAGGACUCAAAGUAGUAGAGGUUGUGACAGAUGCUCAUGUUCAGAUAGCUUCCUUAAUGAGUAAGACUUGUAUUUAUCCAGAAAUAAAACAUUCAUUUGAUGUCUGGCAUGGGACAAAGAACCUAGGGAAAAAGCUUAUUAGCCAAGAAAAAGAGAACAAAGCCCUAAAAGGAUGGACGAAGGACAUUGUAAACCAUUAUUGGCAUUGUUCUGAAGUGUCAAAUACUUAUGAAGAAUUUGUGGAUGUCUGGUAUGGUGUUCUUCAUCAUGUUGUAGAUGAACAUACCUGGGUUAUUCCCUAUACAAGCUCAGGCGACAGCUCUUGCCAACAUGGUCCUCUGGUAGACGACAGGGAAAAGCAAUUUUUGGAAAAGGGAUCUUCCCCUCAUACUGCUCUGAGAAAGCUUGUUAUGGAUAAACGUCUGCUGAAUAAAAUUCCAUACUACCUCAACUGCAGGAGCACAGCUGAAUUGGAAAAUUUCCAAAACCUCAUACUAAUGUAUGCAUCAAAGAGAAAUUCAUACAGCCCACCCAUGUACAGGGCAAGGAAUAGACUGUCAGCCCUGGAUCACAAUGCACAUAUAGAACGUGCAGUGAUGUCAAACAAAGAUGGUUCUUUAAGGUGGCAGAGAAGUACAACAAGAAAACUGCAAGAUGGUCAGUGCAUGCUGUAAAAGAGGAAAAAUCAUAUGUGUACAUAAAGGACCUCAUAAAAAGUAUUGUCUGUAUGAGGAUGGAAGACCGCAUUGGGAUGAAUAGAAGGGUAGUGCUUGAGCCUGAUGACCCAAGACGAUUGUCAGCACACUUGGC
Messenger RNA from Ostrea edulis (European flat oyster), 1657 nucleotides. RefSeq lists its product as uncharacterized. Lineage: Eukaryota; Metazoa; Mollusca; Bivalvia; Ostreida; Ostreidae. The transcript has 10 exons. Bases 1 to 1521 code for a protein of 506 amino acids. The record is from RefSeq and is a predicted model, not a curated record.